Messenger RNA from Tricharina praecox, 352 nucleotides. RefSeq lists its product as uncharacterized. The coding region runs from base 79 to 321 and encodes 80 amino acids. Lineage: Eukaryota; Fungi; Ascomycota; Pezizomycetes; Pezizales; Pyronemataceae. The transcript has a single exon. The record is from RefSeq and is a predicted model, not a curated record.
CGGCGUCAAGCUGGGUGGGAGGGCUGAUUGCUGAUUGCUGAUUGCCGAUUGUUUAGUCGGUCAUAACUCGUUCGCCGGAUGCACAUGCGGAUGGGGAUGGGGAUGGGGGGACAACGCCUGCGGCUGUUGCUGUUGCUGAUGGUUCUCGGCUCGAGGGGAUUGGAAUCAUUGGACAUGCCCGAGUGGGGUAUGUUGAGCCAGCCAGCCAGCCAGUGCGCAGUGGAUUCAGCUGGUGAUCAAGAAGCACACGGUGGGGACUGGGGGCAGGUUCAGCCUUCAGCCUUUGCUCGGCAGCAAUGUAUGUACUCGAGUAGAGUAUAGGUGUAGUAAGUAGACUGUAGGUACCUGUGUA